This is a messenger RNA of Pipistrellus nathusii (Nathusius's pipistrelle), 1743 nucleotides long. Lineage: Eukaryota; Metazoa; Chordata; Mammalia; Chiroptera; Vespertilionidae. The record is from the annotation of a GenBank genome assembly.
AUGGAUAUUAUAAAGGGAAACUUAGACGGGAUUUCAAAACCAGCCUCAAGUUCAAGAACACGUCCUGAGAGCAGGUGUUCAGCAACUUCUUUGGAGGUGCUCUCACCCGAGCCAGUGCCCUUCAAGAUUGAUAUUGCAAUCAAGUUGAACUCUGAUAAAGAGGGCCACUCAGAAAGCAGUAAUACAGAGGGAAGUAGAAACAAUAAGGAUGAUAAAGGAGAACAUUACUCUGAGAAUAAUAUAAAACUGGCUGAAGAAGGGUCAGAUGAAGAUUUGAACUUAUCUCAACAACAGCUAAUUUCUAAAUGUUCAGAUGAAUCUGAAUUAAAAGAAUUGGACUCUCAACUUCAAGAUGCGAUUCAGAAGAUGAAUAGACUUGAUAAAAUAUUGAUGAAGAAACAAUGUAGAGAAAAAGAAGUUCAGAAGCAAGGUGUAGAAAUGAGAAUAAAGCUAUGGGAAGACCUGAAGUCUGCAAAACAUAGGAAAGCUAUGCCAAGUAAUGAAGAAAUGGAAAAUACAAAAAAGUUCCUAGCUUUGACUGCUGCACCAGAACAAACUGUUGAUCCUUCUCGCUGUAAGCAUGAAGACACAGUUGUCUCAGUGUUUCAUACUCAAGUACCUCCAGAAGAAUAUGAAAACCAAAUGCAGAAUGCCAAUCAAGAUUUUACUUGUGAUGUGGAAAAAAAUGAGUCAUUGGUCAAAGCAGAAAAGAACCCUUUCUCAAAUACAGAAAAGACUGAGCUCAGGAGUAAACACAGCCAGGAUUUUAUUAAGCGAAACAUUGAGAUGGCCAAGAAUUCAGGGAAACCAGAGGUUAUGAUUGACACAGAGAAGAAAAGGCUGAUUGAACUUUUGAAGGACUUAGAUGACAGAGAUUCUGGAGUGUCCAGUUCUGAGAGUGAUCCGUCUGGCUGGCUGGUCCCAGGUGAGGGAUAUACCCUGGCAGACACCCAGCAUCAGCAGCUUGCUGAAAUAGAUACAAAGCUCCAAGAAUUCUUAGCAGCCUCCCCAACAACAUUCAGCUUUUCUCCAGGACUUGGAUAUCAAAAUGAUCAGGAACCUGACCUUAAUGAUGAUAAUAAAAAUAUGGAAAUAACUCCAGGGGAAAAGGUACUUCGGAACACCAAAGAGCAACGGGAUCAGCAAAAUCGGCUGAGAGAGAUAGAUGAAAAGUUGAGAAAGAUGAAGGAAAAUAUGUUAGAUUCAGCAUCACUUCCCUCUGAGGAACAGUUAAGGCUUCUUCUGGAUGGAUGCACAUUCAAACAAAAACCCAUGGCCAUACUUCCUUCAGAAAGAGAAAAGGAAGACAUUGAGGAUAUAAUACCUGAGUCCUCCCAGCUUUCCAGAUCUCUCCUCUCCGAGUCAGAAACAAAGGUCAAAAGCACGAAGGUGGGAGAUGCAAAUGUGCCUGGGAAUGCAGACUGUGAAACAUCCACAGGCUCCUACCUCAGCAAAGCCCUGACUGGGCAUUACGUGUCACCGGCUCUUGUCAUUGAAGCCGAGAAUAUGAAAUGCCUCCAGUUUCCCCAGGACGAGGUUAUUGGUGACACAGAGGAUUAUUUUAUGUCGAAGACUCUUGGCAUUGGACGACUGAGAAGGCCUUCUUUUCUGGAUGAUCCAUCGUAUGGCAUCGAUGUGAGUCUUUUCUCCGAAGUCCAACAUCUGAAACUCAGCCCUUCAGAGAAACCAAAAACAGAUGGACAGGAGACUGAAGAUGUGACAGAAGAAUGUAAAGAAUCUUAA